Molecule: messenger RNA, 2223 nt
Organism: Notothenia coriiceps (black rockcod)
Lineage: Eukaryota; Metazoa; Chordata; Actinopteri; Perciformes; Nototheniidae
Product: claudin-4-like
Exons: 1
Coding region: 40-810 (256 amino acids)
Cellular component (GO): bicellular tight junction; membrane
Molecular function (GO): structural molecule activity
Source: RefSeq, a predicted model, not a curated record
AUUGAACGCAUGAGUUUGGAGGAAUAAGAGGAGGAAAGCAUGGCCAACUCAGCACUGGAGCUAGUGGCUCUGAUCUUGACCCUGGUCGGGCUGAUCGGGGCAGCAGCCAGCACUGGGAUGCCGAUGUGGCGAGUCACAGCCUUCAUUGGGGAGAACAUCAUUGUGUUUGAAACCCGCUUUGAGGGUCUGUGGAUGAAUUGUUAUCGUCAGGCCGACAUCAGAAUGCAGUGUAAGGUGUAUGACUCUCUCCUGGCUCUGCCCCCUGAUCUGCAGGCAGCGAGGGGGCUAAUGUGCUGCUCUCUGGCACUGGGUGGUCUUGGUCUUCUAAUCAGCAUGGUGGGUCUUCAGUGCACGUCAUGCAUCCAAAACAACGACCGGGCUAAGCGGCUGGUCCUCAUCAUUGCAGGAAGCUUGGUCCUAUUGGCUUGCAUCUGCGUUAUCAUCCCCGUGUCUUGGACAGGUCACGUCAUCAUCAGGGACUUCUACAACCCUCUGCUGAUUGACGCUCAGCGCAGGGAGCUUGGAGAGGCUCUCUACAUUGGCUGGGUGGCCUCCGCUUUCUUUUUCGCUGGAGGAUGCAUUUUUAUUUGUUGCAAUGUGCAGUCGGAAGAAAAAGGUCCAGCGAGGUACGUGUACUCGAGGAACUCUGACUACAUGGCCUACCCUCAGCCUCUGCAGCCUCAACAGAUGGUGCUACUUCCCCAAACACAACCCCAGUUUCAGCCGAUGCUGUCAAGACAUCCAUCAACCGUCUACAGCUACUCAUCCAGACACCCCUCUGAAAGGGGGUGGCAAAUCUCUGAACACUAACAGAUUGAGGUAAUGAUGAACACAGAUAUGGUGUAUUAUAUACACAAGGGGAUUUCUUUUUGAUAUGUCGUUCCUUGGCAGUGCAAUCUAUCAAACAUUUCAAACUAUUAUAGGUUAAAGCAAACAAAGAACACAUUUCAAUAAAUAUGCUGUGAAUACAAUCACUUCUUUAUACGUUAUCUGAGUGUGAUUUUUGUUAAAAAGCACACAAUCUUGUUUUCAAUCUAUAAUCACAAUUUUAACACGGACUGUAUAAGUCAAUACAUGAUUUACAUUACUUGUAUAUGUGUUGUAUAAUCAUAUUUUUAUUGACACCCUUUUUAGUGUAUAUUAGGUUCCGAAUGUUGUAUGUGCAUGCUGUAUAUACCGGCAUUGGGUAAUAGACACAAGACAGGUGUAUAUUUGUUUACUGUUAAAAUGCUGUUUUUGGUACAUAGGAGAGAGCCAUGUAGUUAUAGAGACAGUUUUUAUUAUUAUACUAGAUAAUAAUUAUUUUCAUUCUUAAAACAUAACCUGUGCUUGAACGGCAUAUUCAAAUGUAUAUCCCUGAUCCAUUGGACAAAACACAAAUGCACAUUAAGUCACACAUCCUUGUGGUUUAUUUACUAUCUUACAAGUACACUCUACACAGUGUCCUCAUAUAAUCCUGCUCAGUUGGCCAGUUGCUCCAGUUUAGCGCACUUUUAGACAUGGAAUGAGGAAGUCACAGGUACUACCCUUAGGACAGUAAAUUAUUUAUUGGUGACUGAUUGUGUGAGAAUAACAGAGGUAUGCAUGUCUAAAACUCAAAACACUUUGUGUGGGUCUAUUCAACCAAAACAUAAUUGUAAGUCUUUGUUUAACUUUGGAAUUGUGCCCUGGAGCUUUUGGGAGCUGACUGAAACGGAACAAAGGGCUGAGUAAACAUGAGAUGCAGGUUUAAGACUGUUUGUUAAAGGUGUGUAUCGCGUAGUGUUUGUGAAGAAGCCAGACAGAGACAACCUCACAGUAAUUUCAUUAUUAAAGAAUUUGCAAGUCACUUUGCAUUCAAAGCUUGAGACGUUUUCAAGUUAAUCUCCAGGGUGAUCCCAGCAGUGCAGUUUAUUAGCUCUUGAACCAUUAGGUCAGCACAUUUCAUUUUCACUGAGUAUAAGAGCAAGCUGCCACUGUAGAAUCUCAAUUUCUUAUACAUCAUUUUAUUGAUGUUUCAUACUGAAAAUAUGUGUUGAUGUUGUUGUUUCCCCUGUUACUCAAUGUCACAGCAAAAUGAAUAACCCAUUUGUCUAUGUUGUUUUUUUUUACAUUGAAAUUUGAAUAUUUUCACACUCAACUGUGUGAUGUGAGCUUCCUCUCUGUUUCACUACUUUAAAAGCCAUUUCUGCAACCUUGUGGACAACAGAGGUACUACUGGAGUGAAUGUGCUUCAUUGUACUA